ACCCGAAAGGCCGAAACCCUAGACCGUCUUUCUCUCUAUCCCAUGGCGAAGAAGGAGCAGCUCAAGAAGCGAAAGCUCAUCAAGAAAUCAGACGCAUCCAACAGUCGUGACCAGAGAUUGAAGAAGAACAAUAACAGUAGGAACGCCAAUGUCUCCCCACCGGAGUCCGAUUCCGAAUCUUCGCUUGACGACAUCCAAGCCCUCCUCGAACCCUUCUCCAAAGACCAGCUUAUCGCCCUCGUAGUGGAUGCUUCCCUCCACCACCCCAUCCUCAUCUCCACCAUCCGCUCCGUCGCCGAUUCUGAUAUCUCUCACCGGAAAAUUUUUGUUUUCGGCCUCGGCUACGACUCCACCCGUGAAACCCUCCUCUCUGUUUUCCAGCGUUAUGGAGAAAUUGAGGACUGCAAUGUUGUCACAGACCGGGUCACGGGGAAGUGUAAGGGAUAUGCUUUUAUCGCCUUCAAGACAAGGAAAGCCGCUGCAAAAGCCCUAAAAGAACCUAAAAAGAAGAUCGGGAGUAGGGUUGCCUCGUGCCAGCUGGCUUCUUCUGGGCCUGCUGCUCCCGGUUCUGCUCAGCAGGAUGUGAGUGGUCGGAAGAUUUAUGUGAGCAACGUCGGGCAGGAUACGGAUGCAAGUAGGUUGAGGGACUUCUUUGCUAAGUUCGGGGAGAUUGAGAGUGGUCCUUUUGGGGUUGACCCACACACUGGGAAGUGGAAAGGGUAUGCCUUGUUUGUGUACAAAACCACAGAGGAUGCAAGGAAAUGUCUGGAAGAUCCCUACAAGAUGUUUGAAGGACGGCAAUUGCAUUGUGAGAAGGCUGCAGAAGGGAAAGGUGUCGGCAAAUCUGGAGGGGCGGCGGGAAUCACUACAGCUGUGGUGAACCAGCCGUUUCAGGCAAUGCAAGCAGCACCAGAUAUAUUGGCUGCCAUGGCUGCUGCCCAGAAUAUGGCACUUUUGGGUCAGAACCCGGCUGCAGCUUUGUUGAAUCCAUUGUACAGCCAGUUGAUUGGAAAUGCCAACUUAGGUAUGUUAAACCCAGCAAUGGGUUUUAGCCAAGCAGUGAUUGGUUCAGGUCAAGCUGGGCAACCUGGCAUGGCAGCUGCUGGUUAUGGUACAUCAAUUGGGGGUCUUGGAGGGAAUACCUUAGGGAUGCUAGGAUCAUUUGGCAUUCCAGGUGGGGGGAUGCCACUAAGCUUAACAAAUGCUUAUCCUAAUUUGCAAGACAGGCAGAUUUCAGCAUCUGCUAAGGCUCCACGUAGCAGUGGCUUUUCUUCUCAUCACAUUGAUGAAAGACCGUAUGAUUUUUAGGGAGCUGUCGUGCUAGAAAUGGAAGACAAAUGGCUUCAAAAGGAUCAGUUUUAACUCGGACCAAGGAUACAUAAUUAUUCUUGUUGCUUGAACGGUUACUUUUGAUAAGUGCCUUUGGUUGUGGCAAUUGAAUCUGAAAGCCAUGUGCCCUUUCUAGUUAAUGUUUUUUAUCAACUUUGUUGAUCUUUCUAAAUUUUCUUUUUAAGAUGCGUUUCGUGUACACUUGUUGCUUUAUAGAAUUACUAUUUUGUAUUUUUACAUAUAUGAAUCUUUAUUUUAAAGUUUUUUAUUCUUGUGGAUUGCUAUUGCAUCUAUUUAAGGUAUGUUAAUUGUAAUCACCUAAAAGCUUUCAAUAGAUCUGAACAAUUUUCCCACCACUUGAAAUCUUUAAUCUUUGUCAGGUGUCAUCAUUUUUAAAAAAACCCUAUUGUUCUUUCACAUAAAUGCUUACAGAGCAUCUUGUUACCUUAUCUGCAAGCCUGCAAUUUGCUAAUGAUUUGGUCGAGUAGUUUUAACUCACGAGUCACGACUCUUCUAGUUAGAGUAGGGAGUUGGGUGUCAAGGGGGUAGUUCAUGCAGGGGUGGGACUUUUUCUGUGGGCUGGUUAUCGUUCAUCCUCUUUCUUUUUCUGUAUUUCUUUCUUGAAUAGUUCAUCUUUUGACUUCUCAUUGUCUUACUUAACAUCUUAGGUUGCAUUGAAUUGUGGGUCUUGCAUUCAAAACCUUACCAUGUUGUUUUUGUUGUGAAUGAAAGACACCAUGUGAUUACACUAUAUCUUGUGCAUUGCAGUUCUUUUGCAUAUUCAUAUGUUUUUUUCUUGGCACUUCAGGCUUUUGUUUCUCUGCAU
Molecule: messenger RNA, 2155 nt
Organism: Cuscuta campestris
Lineage: Eukaryota; Viridiplantae; Streptophyta; Magnoliopsida; Solanales; Convolvulaceae
Source: the annotation of a GenBank genome assembly